AUGGCGGCGAUGCCGAUGCCCACGCCCCGAUCUCUCCUGCUGCUCCUCCUCCUCGCCACUCCCUUCCUCCUCCUCCCCCACGCCGCCUCCGCCUCAGCCCCCACCUCCAAUCCGGACAUCGACCUGGAGUACCUCAUCAAGAACGCCGGCCUCGACGACGCCCCAGCUGCCACCGCCACCGACGACCCCGAGGACGGCGCUCCGAACUUCCCCGACCUCGACGCCGACUACGAAGACGACGAGGAGGACCUCUUCGGCGACGACGACGGGCCGGAGGAGUCCUCCCACUCCCACCCCUCGGCGGCCGACGAGGCCCACGUGCUCCUCCUCACGGCCGCCAACUUCACCGCCAUCCUUGGCGCGCGCCGCCACGUGAUGGUCGAGUUCUACGCGCCCUGGUGCGGCCACUGCCGCGCGCUGGCGCCCCACUACGCCGCCGCCGCGUCCGCCCUCGCCGCAGACGGCGUCGACGUGGCGCUGGCCAAGGUGGACGCCACGGAGGAGCACGAGCUGGCGCAGGCGCACGGCGUGCAGGGCUACCCCACCCUCCUCUUCUUCAUCGACGGCGUGCCCCGGGACUACGCCGGCGAGAGGACCAAGGACGCCAUUGUGGCUUGGAUCAGCAAGAAGCUGGGCCCUGCGGUGCAGAACCUCGCCGCCGUCGGCGAGGCCGAGAAGGUCGUCACCGGCGACGACGUGGCUGUGCUCGCCUUCCUCGACCACCUCUCGGGUGCGCACAGCGAUGAGCUUGCUGCUGCUUCAAGGCUGGAAGAUACCGUCAGCUUCUACCAGACCACCAGCCCCGAUGUAGCCAAGCUUUUCCACAUUGACCCGGAGGCAAAGCGCCCAUCAGUAGUCCUGCUGAAGAAAGAGGAGGAGAAGUUGACCGUUUUUGAUGGCGAGUUCAGAGCUUCUGCGAUUGCCGAGUUCGUUUCGGCCAACAAAAUCCCAUUGAUCACCACCCUCACACAGGAGACCGGCCCUGCGAUUUUCGAUAAUCCGAUCAAGAAGCAAAUUUUGCUGUUUGCUGUUGCGAAGGAGUCCUCAAAAUUCCUGCCCAUCAUUAAGGAAACGGCAAAAUCAUUCAAGGGGAAGCUUUUAUUUGUCUUUGUGGAGCGUGACAAUGAGGAGGUUGGCGAACCUGUCGCCAAUUACUUUGGAAUUACUGGAAACGAGACCACGGUUCUUGCUUACACUGGGAAUGAGGACGCUAAGAAGUUCUUCUUAAGAAAAAUCUUUCUACUUGUUAAUACCCAGGAAUUUGCUCAAGAUUUCCUGGAGGACAAGCUCACACCAUCCUACAAGUCUGACCCAGUACCUGAAUCCAACGAUGAGGACGUCAAAGUUGUUGUUGGCAAGAGUCUAGAUCAAAUAGUUCUGGAUGAAUCAAAGGAUGUCCUUUUGGAGAUAUAUGCACCAUGGUGUGGGCAUUGUCAGUCACUGGAACCUAUCUACAACAAGCUGGGCAAGUAUCUCCGUGGCAUCGACUCCCUUGUAAUAGCCAAAAUGGACGGCACAAACAAUGAGCACCCCCGUGCCAAGCCCGAUGGAUUCCCCACGAUACUCUUCUAUCCAGCUGGGAAGAAAAGCUUUGAGCCUAUAACUUUCGAGGGGGACCGGACGGUGGUGGAGAUGUACAAGUUCCUCAAGAAGCAUGCCGCCAUCCCGUUCAAGCUCAAGCGCCCAGACUCGUCAGCAGCGCGGACCGACAGCGCUGAGGGCCCAGGCUCCUCAACCGGGCCCGAGAAGAGCUCCGGUUCCAACCCAAAGGACGAGCUGUAG
Triticum turgidum subsp. durum (durum wheat) is the source of this 1782-nucleotide messenger RNA. The record is from the annotation of a GenBank genome assembly. Lineage: Eukaryota; Viridiplantae; Streptophyta; Magnoliopsida; Poales; Poaceae.